AUGGAGGAACGCGGGCCCCCCGACGUGCCGUUGAUCGUAACGCCGCCAUGCGCAGGCGGCGCGGGCGGCGCGGCGCUUACCACCUCGCGACGCGCCGCCUCCGCGCGGGGCUCCCGCGACGAACCACCGCCUUCCACUUGGCGCUCCUCGGUGCGUGUGCGCGACACCAGUUUUCGUGGCUCCCGCAAAAGCGUCGUUCGCCUUGAACCACCCUGUAAUGGCCUCAACGGGUUGCCCGCCAUCGGCAAGGAGGUCCUGUCACUGGGCGCGACGGGCGGCCACAAGGGAACCACGCAACCUUCACACCCCUGCACUAUCCUCCACCAUUCUCCUUAUAAGGCCGCUUGGGAUUGGUUGAUUCUGAUAUUGGUCAUUUACACCGCAAUAUUUACGCCGUACGUGGCCGCAUUUCAAUUGAACGAGCCAGAUUUCGACAAACGAUCUCGUGGAUUUGGCCAGGACCCAAUCGUAGUUAUUGAUAUGAUAGUGGACGUAACAUUCAUAAUAGACAUCCUUAUCAACUUCCGCACAACGUACGUGAACGCAGCUGACGAAGUGGAAUCUGAUCCCGCAAAGAUCGCCAUGCAUUACCUGCGAGGAUGGUUCGUCAUCGACCUCGUCGCAGCCAUCCCCUUCGACCUACUUCUCUUCGGCACCGACACCGAUGAACAGGGGCUGGAAAGUGAUGAGACGACCACACUCAUCGGUUUGCUGAAAACAGCGCGCUUGUUGCGACUGGUGCGUGUGGCGCGUAAAAUCGACAGAUACUCUGAAUAUGGUACCGCCGUCCUUCUUCUACUUAUGGCUACCUUUGUUCUUAUUGCGCACUGGCUCGCUUGUCUAUGGUACGCGAUCGGGAGCUGGGAGAGACCUCAGCUUCAUGCUCCCAUUGGUUGGUUGGAUGCUCUCGCUAAUGAUGUCCAAGCUUCAUACGAUAAUUCUACUGGUCCGUCGAUGAGAUCUCGCUACAUCACAGCACUGUAUUUCACUUGUACGUCCCUAACGAGCGUCGGCUUCGGCAAUGUAGCACCAAAUACGGAUAUGGAAAAGGGGUUUACGAUAUUCGUCAUGCUCGUAGGCUCUCUUAUGUACGCUAGUAUUUUCGGUAAUGUAUCCGCCAUAAUCCAAAGGCUUUAUUCGGGGACAGCCAGGUAUCACACUCAAAUAUUGAGAGUACGAGAGUUCAUUAGGUUUCAUCAGAUUACUAAUCCCUUGCGGCAAAGAUUAGAAGAAUACUUUCAACAUGCGUGGAGUUAUACAAACGGGAUUGACACUUCGAGUGUUUUGAAAGGAUUCCCAGAGUGCUUACAAGCCGACAUUUGUCUUCAUUUGAAUAGAAAUUUAUUAGCGAAUUGCGCCGCGUUUGACGGCGCCAGCCCAGGUUGCUUAAGGGCGCUUUCACUAAGAUUUAAGACAACGCACGCACCUCCCGGGGAAACAUUAGUUCAUCGUGGCGAUGUUUUAACAUCUCUUUAUUUCAUAUCUAGAGGCUCUAUUGAAAUUUUAAAGGAUGAUAUCGUUAUGGCAAUUUUGGGCAAGGAUGAUAUAUUCGGGGAGAAUCCGUGCAUACACAGCACAGUGGGCCGCAGCAACUGUCGCGUGCGCGCGCUCACCUAUUGCGAUCUGCACCGAGUGCACAGAGACGACUUGCUGGACGUGCUCGACUUCUAUCCGGAGUUCCGCGCCUCCUUCGUCAAUAGCCUCGAAAUUACCUACAACAUGCGAGACGAAGAAUUAGGUGGUAUCGAACCACGUCGGCGCAUGCGCUACGAGAACCCUUGCGACGCCAGAUUGCUCCGUGAAGCGUACGCGCGCACAACACGCCGUCCCCACACUGAGACAUUCGCUGACAAGGUGGAUUCUCAGUGUAGUGACGAAGAUACAGAAUCGCCGCCGAGUCGUGGAAUUUUAGAAUUCUCGGCAGACAAAGCCGGCCAAGAUGUCACACCUCUAAAUUUUAACUUUAGUAAACAACGUUCUACAACUUUAAACUCCAUAACAGGCAUGCUAGCGCAACUAAAACGGAGCUUCCCAGACCUCUACCACCAUAAAACCCACCAGCCGCUGCACAACAAAUACUCCCAAUCAACGCCUCAGACGUAUAGAGGAAGGGCCGCGGUGCGUCGGCAAUCAUCUGUAGGACCUCUCAAUGACACGUCGCCGCUGACGGGAGGCAUAGCGGCUGGUGAAGCAGCUGUCAGCACGCCCGCCCACAGCGCCACGCUCCCCGUCUCCAGCCUCAGCACAAACCCCAGUUCGUACUACACGAACGCAUCACCCAGCCCGCCGGCGCCUGCACCCGUCCACGUCUCCUGCGACGAUAUACUAGCUCCUAGCGCGCCGCAGUCGGUCGGCCGCACGUCUCGAUCAGCGCCGCACUCCGCUGUCAAUUUACACCAGACGGGUAGACCGACCGCCCUUGCCUUCACAUCCGAAAGAGUGCAGAACGCUAUGCAGGAUGUAAUAUCACCGCAGUAUCAAAAUGUAGGUGCCACGGCUACGGCUGCGUCGGUAGCGACGAUAUUGACAAGAUUAGAAGAACUAAGCAGACGGGUGGCCGUGUUAGAAACGGGUCUCACCGCAGACGUGCGACGCAUCUUGCAGCUGUUACAAGCUCGUGAGGCACCACAUCAUAAUGCGCAACCUGCUCACACCCCUUCUCAACCCUUACCGAAAGCCUCACUAUCUGUACCCCAAACAACGGAGAGUCAAUGGGAGUGGAAUUGGAACGGUGAUCGGGAUCGUGGAGGACGCGGUGGGCGCGGAGAGCGCACCGAGCGUACGCCGGGAGUCCAGCGAUCAGCAUCGGAGCCGCACGCGCCUGUGCCACCAGCUCUGCCACCGCCACCGCACUCGCACUCUUUCUACAGGUAGUGUGAGGCAGGCGAGACGAGCGCUCC
Messenger RNA from Vanessa atalanta (red admiral), 2900 nucleotides. RefSeq names its product potassium voltage-gated channel unc-103-like. NCBI's taxonomy places the organism in Eukaryota, Metazoa, Arthropoda, Insecta, Lepidoptera, Nymphalidae. Gene Ontology annotation, molecular function: inward rectifier potassium channel activity. The record is from RefSeq and is a predicted model, not a curated record. The transcript is spliced from 18 exons. Bases 1 to 2874 code for a protein of 957 amino acids. Gene Ontology annotation, cellular component: membrane. Gene Ontology annotation, biological process: potassium ion transmembrane transport; membrane repolarization during action potential.